Messenger RNA from Colletotrichum scovillei, 1190 nucleotides. RefSeq names its product RNase III domain-containing protein. The transcript has 3 exons. Gene Ontology annotation, cellular component: mitochondrial large ribosomal subunit. Gene Ontology annotation, biological process: RNA processing; mitochondrial translation. The coding region runs from base 97 to 942 and encodes 281 amino acids. The record is from RefSeq and is a predicted model, not a curated record. Gene Ontology annotation, molecular function: structural constituent of ribosome; ribonuclease III activity. NCBI's taxonomy places the organism in Eukaryota, Fungi, Ascomycota, Sordariomycetes, Glomerellales, Glomerellaceae.
AAAAAGUUCCCAGCAUCAGGAGCUCUAGCUAUACGACGGUACGCCCACACCGAAAUCCGCACCACACCGUCGUCCCUCCCUCGCCGACCGCCCCCAAUGGCAACCAACGGCUCCCGGUCAGCAUAUAGCCUCACGAGGCAAGCCGCGAGGCAUUGCCAAUCGGCGGCAAAUUCACGAGUCGUCUCUCCUAUCCAAUGCCUCUCACGAUCCUUUGCGACGACCAGCUCUCGAAAGGAGGCCGAGGCGGAGAGCAAACUCGACCAAAUGUCACGGAAAACCGCAGAGGCUGAGAGGCCCGACGAGAUCAGACAGCGCCCGAGAUGGUCAUACACUCCCGAGGGAAUGAAGGCACCCUUCUCGCCUCAUAUCACCAAGAACCCGGCACGGAGUGUUUGGAAGGUCAACGAGGAUCCCAAGAAGCUGGAUCAGAUGUACGUGAAGCUUUUGGGCAGAGAUGGAGACAAGAUGCUGCCGGAUGAGACCAAAUGGCUGGCGGUCACGCACAAGAGUUUCGACCAGGGUCGCCGAGGAUUCAACGACAAGCUGGCAUACUUGGGUAGACAGGCGGUUAUUCUCGAGACCACGAACCGCAUAGUGACGGGGACCGACCCCUUGAAGAAGGCAAUCGUUCCGGAAAAAUCGUACCAGCGAACACCCUUUGAGCACCCGGCCCUCACGAGAGUCGACAACCUCAACGCCGAGCAACCCCAGAAGAUCGUUACGAAAGAAAAGGUCGAGGCGCUGGCGCUCGCUGCCGGUCUCGACAAAGUUUUGCGAUGGAAGCCGGCAAAGCCCGAAAACCUUUCAGGCUCUGGCCAGCAAAUUGUUCUCAACUCGGCAGUCUUUGCUAUCGUAGGAGCCAUCACCCUGCAGCACGGCGCCGAAGUGGCAGGUAGAGUUAUCAGGGACAGAAUAUUGAGGCCGCUCUCGGCGAACCGGUAAAGCCGCUAGAAGAGAGACGUCUGUUGUAUCAUAGGUGUAAAACAUUUGACAAAAAGGACAUCAAUCCCAGCUGCGGCGCAAGAGAGGCAGCGGAAGCAAUAUUUUCUUCGUUUUCCCGCAGUCAUGACGCUGUGCUGUCGCCGGACCGCGCACAACAAAUGUAACAAAAAGGAUCAGAGGUGAACGAAUAUAGAAGUAUAUCCCAAUGUGGAAGACGCUUUGCCACUCAACUUACUUUGGGUUCCUUG